Molecule: messenger RNA, 459 nt
Organism: Rotaria sp. Silwood2
Lineage: Eukaryota; Metazoa; Rotifera; Eurotatoria; Philodinida; Philodinidae
Source: the annotation of a GenBank genome assembly
AUGUCUCUAAGUGAUAUUGAUCAACAUAUUAGUAGUUUAAGAGAAGAAGAAAGAAAGAUUCAAGAUGUCUAUAAAAAACGUGCUCGAUUUCUUCAUCAAAAUGCGAUACUUCCAAUCAAUGAUGAUUUUCCCGAUUAUAUUCGAUAUUUUCUUCAUGAAGAACAGUUGAAACAGAGUGCAGGUGCUCGUAAUAACGAAGUCAUUAGCAAUCUCGAGAAAAUAAUGAGUGAUUUUAUAAAAAAUACAACUGAAAACCUACGAUCUGAAGAUAUAUUCACUUUGGUUGGUACUCCAUAUCGGCUACCUAUUAACGGAAAACAAAUUUGUGAGCAAGUUCAGGGAAUUGAAAUCAGCCAAGGAGAAUACAGUGCCAAACGUGAAGUUCUUAUUGAUUUACCAGUUAAAGCUGCUUCAUCAAAAGUAAUGCUUCAAUUGAAAGACAUCAUAUCCCAAAGAUAA